Messenger RNA from Gracilinanus agilis (Agile Gracile Mouse Opossum), 1580 nucleotides. RefSeq names its product histone H1.10. Gene Ontology annotation, cellular component: nucleosome. Gene Ontology annotation, molecular function: DNA binding; structural constituent of chromatin. Gene Ontology annotation, biological process: nucleosome assembly. The transcript has a single exon. NCBI's taxonomy places the organism in Eukaryota, Metazoa, Chordata, Mammalia, Didelphimorphia, Didelphidae. The coding region runs from base 219 to 908 and encodes 229 amino acids. The record is from RefSeq and is a predicted model, not a curated record.
GACACCAAAGUGGGAGCACCGCCAUAGGCUCAUCCCCAGCCCCAACCCUGGUGCCCAGCGGCAGAAAAGGCAGCGGCUCCGGCCUCGCGCUGUUGCAAGCCGGUUCCUUCUGCGCCCGCCGCCCCCCUUCCCCGGAGCGUCAGGCUCCUAUUGCUUUCCUCUUCCCCGCCCGUCCCCCCGGCUUCCGCGCGCCGCCGGCCACCAACCCGCUUGCUACCAUGUCCGUAGAGCUGGAAGAGGCGCUGCCCCUGACCCCGGCCGAAGAGGCCCCCGGCACCCCGGAGAAGAAGCCGGCCAGUAAGAAGGCCAAGGCGGGCUCUUCGUCUCUGUCACCCUCCAAGAAGAAAAAGAACAACAAAAAGAAGAACCAGCCGGGCAAGUAUAGCCAGCUGGUGGUGGAGACGAUCCGCAAGCUGGGCGAGCGCAACGGCUCAUCCCUGGCUAAGAUCUACAACGAGGCCAAGAAGGUGCCCUGGUUCGACCAGCAGAACGGGCGCACCUACCUCAAGUACUCCAUCAAGGCCCUGGUGCAGAACGACACGCUGCUGCAGGUGAAGGGCACGGGCGCCAACGGCUCCUUCAAACUCAACAAGAAGAAGCUGGAGGGUGGCGGCGGCGCCGGAGACAAGAAGGGCUCGGGCUCGACCUCGCACCACAAGGCCAAGAAGGCGGCGGCCUCGGCAUCCUCCGCGGCGGCCUCGGCGCGGCGCGGCGACAAGAAACCGGCCAAGGCCAAGAAGCCGGAGAAGCGCUCCCAUAAGAAGGGAGCUGGCGCUGGUGGAGGAGGCGGAAAGAAGGACAAAGGAAAGGCCAAGAAAGCGGCUAAGAAGGCAUCCUCGGCCGGGGGCAAGAAGGUGAAGAAGUCGGCCAAGCCCAGCGUGCCCAAGGUGCCCAAGGGCAGGAAGUGAGCGCGCCCAGGGCCGGGGGACAGGGGGCAGAUGGGGGAGGGCCGGCCCGGGGAUGCCUGCCCGGCCGGGGGAGAAUGUGGGCUGCUCGCUGGACCCGCUCCUCCCCGCCCUCUCUCCGCUGUCCCCCACUUCUUCCCCCGCCCAUCCUGCGGUACCCAAGCUGUGACGGCCACCACCCACCCAGUGCCCUUCUCCUUCGCCACGAACUGAGCGAGUCGCCCGGGGACCGAGGUCGGCUGGAGAGGCGCGGACUCUCCGCCCCACGCCAAAAUGGUUAUUUUUAUAGCGAUUUGCUCGGGGGUGGGGGAGGGGACGGUUCCUUUUUCUUUAAUUUUUUUUAACCCUUUGUGUAGGUUUUGUACUGUUUACACGGCAGCCUUACCUCCAGCCCCUGAACUGAUCCCGGUCUGAACCUCGGGGGUCCCGGGGCCGGGGGUAUGGGGCGCGGGGAUGUGUCGGGGUGCCUUUCCGAUCUACCCUCCCACUGCUUCGCCUUCUUGGAUCCCCCGCCCCCGGCUGCUGUAGAGAUUUUUUUUUUUUUGUUGUUUGCUUUAGAUUUUUGAAACAGCCCCGGCGACGCCCCUAUUGGCUCUCGCCAUUGGCAACAGGACGGUCGCCUUGGCGACGGAUCCUUGAGCUCCAAUUGCCGGAGCUUGUGUGCGAGGGGGUGGG